CAUAUCUAAAAAUACAGUAGUUACAUCGACAACAAGCGAACCUUUUCAAUUCGCGUACAUCGAAAAAAUCUCCAGUGUUUACACUUCCAUCAGAUUAGCGAGAUUAGACCGGAGAAAAAAAAUCAAACAUCAUUAUUCUGUCAUCCGUCCGUACGCUAGCGCCAUUAAAUUUCAAUAUAAAUAAAUUCUCAACGGAAAAUAUCGGGGUAUAAUGUUUGUUGUGACGUUUAUGUAAAUGUUUGGAUUCUUUGAUUGAACGCAGACUGCGCGAAGAUUUUGAAAUAAAACCAUUAUUUUCUACUUCAGUUUCUUGUAGGCAUGUCGAACAGUUGAAAGUGUGCGGGAGAUUUAUUACGCGUCGUAAAAGACGUUUAUUUUACCGGGGAAAUAUGAUCCCAGUUGUUUAUUGCAUUUGCUUCCUCUUUCUCGCUUGCCGGUGUCAAAAUUUUCAGGAAAUCGAAGGAUAUUCGAAUGACUACCCUUAUGAAGUACAAGUUGAACGUCAAACUAUGAGGGUGAAAAAUGGUACCCCUAUAACCCUAAAGUGUCAUAACGAUUUUGUUAAGUGGGAAUAUAAGUAUUGUGAUUCAAACUUCUACGGACUGUUGUGUGAUAAUGGAAAGUGGCAAAAGAUGAACAAAACCAGAGGUAGAAUCCAUAUUGAAGCUGUUGCCGAAAAACACAACGGAAUAUACAGAUGCUAUCAAGACGACAAACUUUUGAAAGUGUUCAUCGUUGAUGUUGUUCAUCCAGCUUACAAUGGACCUCCGCCCCAGGUAGCCCCCUUGAAGACCUCCAAUGUUUCUGGUCAAAUCAACAUGAAGUUCACCAUUCAGUGCAACGUAACAAGUGAGGAACCCCCUACGAUAAUCUGGUUUAAAAGCUGUUACGGUCGCAAAUGCGAUUUCAAAUUCAAUGACGUCUGCUACUGCCAUAUCAACACCUCCAUCAGCUACCACAGCAUUAGGAACACCUACCUAAGCAAAUUCAUGAUAUUCAACGCCAGAGACGUGGACAGCGGCCAGUAUGUUUGUCUGGCUGUUAAUCAGUAUGGGGGAGGGUUCCAAAAUGCCACAAUCGUGGUACCGAGCAAUAAGGUGGAAGAAAAUGAGUCAUUUUCGCUCUUGUUUCUGAUACCACUGAUGCUGAUCCUUGCGCCGGUUGUCUUGUGGUUGUGUUACUGCAAACGGAGGAAAAAGAAGUCCGUCGUGAUUGUAGAUCAACAGAAACAGCUCAUUAGACCUGUCGUUCGCAUUAAUGAGAUUAUUUAGGAGAGUUUUUGUUGGGAGAUUGUCUGUGAUAUUUGAUUUAUUUUUUUUUUCGAUUAAAUUAUUGAGUUUGAAA
Molecule: messenger RNA, 1344 nt
Organism: Leptinotarsa decemlineata (Colorado potato beetle)
Lineage: Eukaryota; Metazoa; Arthropoda; Insecta; Coleoptera; Chrysomelidae
Product: fibroblast growth factor receptor-like 1
Biological process (GO): cell-cell adhesion
Cellular component (GO): cell-cell junction; plasma membrane
Molecular function (GO): cell adhesion molecule binding
Source: RefSeq, a predicted model, not a curated record